AUGAGUUUGGAACCAAAAUCAGAUUUGAUGAAGAAAAAUUAUGUCAUUUCUAAGUCGGGAAUCUAUGAGCAGCAUCAAGGGUUAGAUGCAAUUUUAGAGGAGGUGAACAAGAACUUAAAAACUUUAAUACCUCCUGUUCCGCAAUAUCAUCACUGGAUAAUCGCUGCACUAUUUAGCUUAGAAAUAACUUUACUCAAAAUAAUUGGAUAUAAUGAUUAUCAAACAAUCGGACCAAGAACGCCAUGGAAUGCCAAAGAUUUCGAACCUAUUUACGAAGCCUUGAAUUUGCCGAUACAAGAAGAAGCGAAGGCUCAGGAAAGUGAAGAAAAUAUGACUAAGUCGGAAAUUUUACUAAUGAUAGAAACCCUACUUGAACAGCUUGGUGAAAAUACUCAGAAGAAAUAUUCUGGAAUCAAGUCAAAAAAGCGAAGCGAAUUGUUAUGUAUAUUACAAGAGAUAAAGCGUACAUUUAAUUCAGGUAAUGAAAUUAUUAACGAAGAUUGUUUAAAAUGA
Diversispora eburnea is the source of this 513-nucleotide messenger RNA. The record is from the annotation of a GenBank genome assembly. NCBI's taxonomy places the organism in Eukaryota, Fungi, Glomeromycota, Glomeromycetes, Diversisporales, Diversisporaceae.